Molecule: messenger RNA, 414 nt
Organism: Brassica oleracea var. oleracea
Lineage: Eukaryota; Viridiplantae; Streptophyta; Magnoliopsida; Brassicales; Brassicaceae
Exons: 1
Coding region: 1-414 (137 amino acids)
Molecular function (GO): nucleic acid binding; RNA-DNA hybrid ribonuclease activity
Source: RefSeq, a predicted model, not a curated record
AUGGCGACUUCUUGGUUGGAUCAUGAUCAGUACUUUGGCGCUUCUUGGUUGGUGUGUGAUUCGCAAGGUCUACCUAUAUUUCAUAGUAGGAGAGCCUUUGCACCUAUAAGAUCAUCACUGGAAGCUAGUUUGACUUCUCUCAUGUGGGUUGUUGAAGCUUUGCAGGACUUGCGUGUUGGGAAAGUUGUGGUGGAACUCUCCUCUGCAAUGGUAUGGAAAGCUAUCUCCUCACCCCAUAAUAUUCCUCACUUAGCGUUCGAGAUAUCAAUAAUUAUUCGAUCCUCGUACCAGUUUGAUCAGUGUCACAUUGAGAUGGUUUAUGAGGAUACUAAUAAUAUCGCAGUUGAGAUCGCUACAAGCGUUACAAAGGAUCGUCGCUAUAAGUCUUAUAUAGCUAAUGGUGGUUCUAGAUGA